UCAGCAACCUUUUAACUAUCACCACAAAGCGUCAGGGGCCAGAAAAGCGAAAUGUGCGUCUUGUGUGAACUUUAUCUGGGCGGCAAAUGGACUAGGUGGCAGCGGCGGCGGCGGCGGCAGAGGCGGGACGAGUGAGCGAACGAGGCGAUGUGAGAGACCCCGCCUGGCCCGCCUGCUCGGUGCUCGCUCGGCGCUCGCUCGCGGCUCAGAGUGACUUGGACUGGUGUGUGGGGAGGUGCGCGUCGCUGGCCAUCCGUGUGCCCCGUCUCUUGAUUGCGUGUGCACCGUUGCGAUAGUGAGUGUAGUGCCCCAUCACACCACAUGUAAGCUGGUGCCUCAUUGCCCUGUGUCCCUAGUCUGCCCCCCGCCGCCUGCUGGUUUGUGAGGCGGAGGCAGCUUGACAGGCCGAGGGAGUUUUUAAGGCGCGAGAGGAGUGGACGGUCGCAGGUCUCAGGGACAGCUGGAGGUGGAGAGUGACACUGCCUUCAGACUUGCGGCGCUCGCCCUUCAAGCCACCUACGGGGACUUCUCGCAGGAGUCCGCCACUCGGUCCCACUUGAAGAAGCAGCAACUCCUACCAAACAGCGUCAUCCGCGACCACCCUUCCCUGCAGUACUGCGAGGAGCGAGUGAGCGAGGAGCACCGCCGUCUGCAGGGCUACACGCGCGGCCACGCCAUCCUGCAGUAUAUGAGCCUGGUGGAGCGCUUGCCGACCUACGGGACUCACUACUACGAGGUGCGGGACCGAUCCAACCUACCCUGGUACUUGGGUCUCAGUCACCGCGGCAUCGCCCAGUACGACUUCCUAGACAAGAAGAAACCGCGUCGGGUGUUCUUGUGGAAGCAGCUCGAGAACCUCUACUUUCGGGAGAGGAAGUUCUCCAUAGAGGUUCAUGACCCUAAAAGAGUGGUGCACACCCUGAGCUCCUUUAACCUGUACGAGGAUGCCAUAGAGGACUCGCGUGACCCCCACCAUGAUGACCUGCUAGCGGCCAUCACCGAAGCCACCACACAGGUGUCGGUGUCACGGAGGACAUUUGGGCCCGGCAACGUCAGUGUUUACGUUUGGUUUGCAGAGACUCAGUCGCUCUGCAAAGCAAUCUGGUCCAUGGCGAUCGCACAGCACCAAUUCUACCUUGACCGUAAAACCUCCAGAAGUGAAGCCAGUGGAGUGCGUGAGCUUCCAGAGCUGGCAGUCGAGUUGUCCCGGAGCUGUGUGUCUCUGUCCACACACUCCUCCUCCUCCAACCUGUCAAGAUCAGGCUCACACUCCUCCCUGGUCAACAACUCACUCGCAGAGGACAGUGCGAGUACAGAAAGCCUCCAUCAAGCCAGAAUGGAGAUGCACAGUGCCCUGAAACAACGAAGAGAUGCCUUGCAGGAGAAAAUCAAGGAGAAGGAGGAAGAGCUGAGACUGCUGUGUGUACGGGAGGGAGAGCUGACAGGGGAGCUGCCCCCUGAGUACCCCGUCACCCCAGGCCAGCCUCCUCCCACGGUGCGCAAGAGAGUUGGUACCUCAUUCGCGCUAAGUGAAAACCUCAUUAGCAAGAUAAUUAAACAGGAGGAGUCGGUAGCAGCCCUUGAGUUGGAGUUCGAGAUUCAGGGCAAAAUUACCUCUGCUGCAUUAAGACUAGCCAACGAGACCUCUGCCCGAAAUGGUGUUAGAAAGCAACGGAAGAUGUCUUAUCAGCAGUCUGCCAAGAAAUUAAAAGAAUUAGAGGCUAAGCUCUCUGCAGCCAGGUCCAAGCAAGCAGCCACUGCCGUCAGCAUGCCCAAGCAGAAAAAGAAGCCUCGUCCCAUCUCUGAUAGUGAAGGCAUGAGCAAUUAUGAUGACAGUGCCAACCUGAGCUCUGCCACCCUCACCAGCAGCAGCCAGGAGUGUGCCCAGGACAGCAUGUGUGAGCCACACCGCGAUGGUCUCAAUGUGGAGGGAGUGAGCCUCUCCCCGGCCACACCCUCCCACCCACCCGUCUCCCCUCGCUCCCCACAACUUCCCUCCACCCCAGUCAGGGCCAGAGCAAGGCGUGACCUGUCUCCGGGCAACCACAGCAUCGGGUCAAAUGGCAUCCAUUCAGCGCCAACAAGUCCUCACAAACAGGCCAAUGGAACAGUGUGCUCAAGACCAGCCAGUCCAAGCAGACCCAGCAGUGGAUACAUUCCCAGCUCUGUGUACACCAGAAGUCAGUACCGGAGUCAGCAGUAUCCAACCCUCUCCACACGCUCCCACUCAGUGCCGGCAGACGAGGGUCGCGUCCCACACCCCCGUGUCCCCUCCAUCAAUGGGCCGACAUACACCGGUGUGGAUCCUGCCCUGACGGAGACGCCCGGAGGCCUGUACAACAUCCCCCAGCAGCGCACCUCCCUGGCCUGUCACAGUGUGGAUGACCUGGACACCUCCACCCUCAUCACCCAUCCCCACCCACACCCCAACCACCACCAACCUUACAGACAGAGAAAUGACUCCCAGGAUAGGUACGGCAGUCUGGACCGGCGGUGGUCCAACAGCGGACGGCUUGAGUCACGCAGCAUGGAACACCUAGACUCUGUCCCCUCCCCUGCCUCUGCCCCUUCCAACCACCAUUCCGUGUCACCUCACCUGCAUCCAACCCACACAGGCUCUUACCCACAUCAUCCACAUUACCACAACCAUUUCCACACCCCUGAACACAACUCAGAGGCAAUGGAUACCACCAGCGACUCUCACCCCACAACAGCCAACUGUAGCUUUGACACCAUGUCCAGCGAGCGGUCAGGAGGAACAGACGUGGUGGAUGGAGUUGGUUCCUCGUAUAGGCACCAGGGAGGCUCACAAAACUACAGGCAUCGAAACAAGAGUGGCCCAGGCUUGCCCGCUGCCCCGCCCUCCCAGCAUCAUCGUAGCCAGACCCACGGUGCUGUACAGAGGUCACAGAGCGGCACAGUGCAUGUUUUAGUGAGAACAGCCAGUGGCAGGAGUUAUAUGGAAACGACUUUUAUGUCUGAGCCAAAUCAGAAUCAAGAAAAUAUUCCACCUUGUCGAAUGACUUCAGAGUUGCAACCAUUACGUUCUACCAAUGGCAAACAUCAUGACAGUCUCCCUCCUCUCCAUUCUGCCGGCUCCUCCAUUACCGGUGACCACCACUCCCACAGACCCGCUGGGACAGACUUAACAUCUCUCAGAUCUACAAAACCUGCUGAUAUACCCCCUUUAAGGGCCACCAGCAUGAAGAGUGAAUCUUUGAACAACAAUAAUAUAUCCCUGAACUCCUCCAUGAGUUCUAUGGCUGAAGAACCUCUGAUGUCUUUAGCAGAAGCAGCGAGACUUAAGAAAGAAAGAGGGGGAAAGGAAUGGUAUGAAACCUCUUUAGAUUCGCCAGCAUCAGGACGUCGCUUGAGGAAAAGUACAAAUAUUGGUGAUAUCAACGAGUCCUGUCAGAAUGGGAACGUAUCCUGUAGCCAGUCAAAUCUCAAUAUCAGCGGCAGCAGUGUGGGCAGCACUGGCAGUAGUAACAGCAGCAUCUUCCAGUCUCGAUCUGACUCUGCCGAUACAUCUCACGCUUCAGUUCCAUACGAGUCUCCACAAAACCACAUGAUCAUCUCUGCUGGAACUUACCAACCUUCAAGAGAGGUAACAAAACCUUUUGAAAUGGCAGAUUUCUACAAGUAUAGUACAAAAUAUAGACGCCAGAGCUCAAGCAACUUGGGUGGAAUCAAUGGGAGCAGCACCACAAGUGGCUCUGUGAGUAGUGUGAGCAGCGGAGGCGACACACCCUUGUCUCCUGUGCUACCACCCAGAGCCCAAAUGAUGGUUAGCAACAGUAAAAUGCUUCCACCCUCACCCAACAUGGUGGCCAAUCAUUCUGCCCCAGCACCUCAGCAGAAGGGUGUGUACCAACCCCUGACGCCCCUUACCUGCCAGCCACUGGAGGCCAUGAAAGGCUCCCCUGCUCCUGGGGAGGCUCAGGACCCAGUAGGAGGAUCUUGGGACACAGCGCCCCUCCACCAAGCAGUUCCUGCUACAGUCACUCACAAACGAUCUGCUACCUUGGUUUGAGGUAAGGUGUGGUUGAGGUUCAUGGAAUUAAAAGCACUUUAAUUUUAUUCUUUCUACACUAGAAAGAUGCUCAGAGUGACUCAUAUUUCCAUAUUGGUGCUCCAGUCAUUUAGCAUAAAUAAGCAUAUAAAUAUCUAUGUAUUAUAUCUAUAUAUAUAAAUAUAUAUAAAUAUGAAAGUUAAAUUCAGUCACCAUAUAUAGUUUUAUGUUUACUAUUUUUAGUGUUGAUCUCAUUGUUAAAAUGAAUAAUUUUCAACUGAUGUUCUCUUGUAAUAUGAUCUGACACCUUAUCCAUUUACCAUAGACUGAGUGUGUUCAGUCAUCAGCUGACUUCCCAUUCUUAUGCUCCGUGUGGUUAGAUACAACUUUUGUUUAGAAAAAUGUAAACAAUCAGAUUUCCUUAAAACAUGGACUGGUAUAGUCAUUGUAUUUGGGUCCCUCAUGCUCAGAUGGAACAGAAUAGCUCUUUUUAUAUUAUUUAUUACACAACCUGAUUUUUUUAAAGCCGGAUAUAUUUUCAUACUGAACACUUGAAAAUUCAGGUUUUUUGCUUGCUUCCAAGGUGUUUUGGCUAAUCAAAAGUAAUUAUAGUAUAUACAGUAAAAAUAAUUAGUCCUGGUGUGUCAUCAUUGUCUGACAACCAAGAGUAUGCAUUCAGCAAAUGCAAAAUUGAUGAUAUUUCCUAUUUAUCUCCCCUCAAUGAAUCCAAAAUUACCUGCUUUAAACGUCCACUCAGUCCACACUAGUCUUUAUGAAAAAACUCUGCUGCAUUUUUCCACUUGAAGUUCUCCCCUUGACCAUUAAUGUUUCUCCCUAGCAAUUUAGGGAAGCUGUUGAUCAGUCUUCAAAGCUAAUAUUCUCCCAAAUGAACUUCUCAUGCAACUUUUCUGUCUCCUUGGAGGGCAGUAUUAUGUGAUGGCUGAACUGAUUCUUGGUAAGACAGAGUACAAUACAAAAGACUAAUGUCAUGAGGAAUGGAAGACCAGAAGUCCCAUGUAGUGAGUCACCAGAAUCACAGUAUCCACGUGUAUCCAGAAAGAUUAUAAAUAAAGUCCCUGUAGCUUUGGUAUUCACAUUACACAUCUAAUUGUAAUCAUUUUCAACAGCAUCUGCAUUAUCUCAUUUUUUUGCUCAUAUUAAUUUAUUCUUUGCUGAAGUAUUCAUAUGCAUUGUGAUUUAUGCAAUACUAAAACUUAUUGCAGUAACUGUCAUUAACUUUCAGAAUUACUUCUGUUCUUCCUGUAAACUAGUUUUUAUUGAGUCAUCUUGAAUGUGCCUGUAACUCAUCAAUUUAGUCCAUUCUAUUACUUCAGUGCAUGUAGCAGUAUUAAUAUUCUUGUUAUAUCUGUUUCACUGUUUCUUUUUUUUUCCAGCAAAGUGUAAAAGUGUGAUGUAACCAGGUCUUUUCAAUUGAUACGAUUUGAUUUAUAAAUUUUCAAAGCAAGUCCAAACACAAUGUGACUUCUUGGUAUAGUCAUUCCUCAUGAUGCCAGGGACUUUGUUAAUGAUGAUAGUAGUCAGUAGUCACUCAGUGGAUCGACCAACAGUGAUAAAGUGUUUUCCCCGGGUUUUAACAUUAAUAGACAAAGAUCUUGCAGGAUGUCUCGUGUUAACCGACUCCUUACUUAGUUUACCAAGUUUACCAAGACAAGUUCUAAGUUAUAAUAUGAUCAGUGUUGUGAUUAACUAAAUUAGUUAAUGCUGUAAAACACCUUUUAACUCAUGAAGCUCAAAUUUUAUUUAACUUAAAUUUAAAUCUUUAGAGUAUUUAUUAGUGACCAAUGUAACUACUGGCCUAUCUUUUAGCUGUCAGAGGAGACCUUUUGCAUUUCUCUGAGGAUAAGCUGACCACCACUGGGGCCAGGCCACUACAUGAGGUUUGACCCAAGUUUUGUCCCGUAAUGAAAGUCACUUUUUCAUUCACUAAAAAAUUCAUAUUGCUGUAACAGUCAUUGCCAUGACAAGACCUGUCCUCAGUGGACGUGAGAGCUGGGCCUCAGACAACUUACCAAAGAUAAGUGCCUUUUUUAUACUGACAGAAAUGUAGAUACUUGUAAAAUUUUGUACAGCAAAAAUAUAAAUGGAUAUGUUA
This is a messenger RNA of Eriocheir sinensis (Chinese mitten crab), 6125 nucleotides long. RefSeq lists its product as uncharacterized. Gene Ontology annotation, biological process: establishment of epithelial cell polarity. NCBI's taxonomy places the organism in Eukaryota, Metazoa, Arthropoda, Malacostraca, Decapoda, Varunidae. The transcript is spliced from 13 exons. The record is from RefSeq and is a predicted model, not a curated record. Gene Ontology annotation, cellular component: cytoskeleton. Bases 689 to 4033 code for a protein of 1114 amino acids.